Angiostrongylus costaricensis is the source of this 627-nucleotide messenger RNA. NCBI's taxonomy places the organism in Eukaryota, Metazoa, Nematoda, Chromadorea, Rhabditida, Metastrongylidae. The record is from the annotation of a GenBank genome assembly.
UUGGUUUUUACAGUCCCUACAGAAGGCCCACGACUUCUACGAUCCAGGUCGAGUUCUUCGGAAGCUGGUGUAAAUGGGAAAUCAUCACGAAAUUCAUCUCCACAACGAAAGGAAGUGUUGAGUAUCGCUCAAGAAACGGUGGAUGUCCUUUUACAGCCGGGAAAGGCAAGAUCUGAACAUUCCACAAACACUGAUGAAGUGACAGGCAUUUCUGUAGUAACGGAGGACGAUCUUGCACAACCUCAAGGCCGACGAUUUGAGAAGAGGUAUCACACUGCAGAUGGCAUCGAUGUUUUGAAACCAAAGGGAGCGGUACUACAAGGUGGAAUCCUUAAGAGGUUCUCUUGGAAUGUCAGUUCAGCAGUUGGAGCGAGUAGUCGAAAAAUAUCAGCUAGACUGGGAGAGCACAGUCGACGUCAUUCACAAUCGUCCACUGCCACUUCUUCGGAAUCAUUCGGCAGUUCGACAUCUGGGAUUUCCACAUCUUCGUCACAUGCUGACAGUGAGACUACGAAAACGCAUGUUUCUACGAUAGCUGUGAACGACGAGGGGGCAUCGUUAGCAACGUUGAACAUAAGCCUCGACAUACCGUCCGAAGGCGCCAACGAAGAGAUUUCAUCGGUAUGA